ACGCAGUGCAAUGAAAAUCAGAUGCAACGUAACAAACAGUCAGUGCACACGUUUGGACGGACGAACACGAUAGUGUUCUAGCAGACAGCCGACAGUGUGAUUGUGAUCGGGAAAAUUAGUGGAAAUGCAAUCGGCGGUAAAAUCCAUUAAGCAUACCAACGAAAAAUCUGUACAAUGUAAAGUUACGCAACAAAUUGCCCAGAUCGAGCAAAAAAUCGAUCACAGUAGCUAUGAAACGGGUGAUUCGGGCGCAUCGACAUUCCUGCCGAACGACAACCAGCUUCCGGUGGGGCGGCGGUUUUCCUUUCUCCACCCUCACGCCACUAUCGUCAUCGGACGAUUCGUCGUCGUCCUCGUUUUCCUCGUCAUUGCCUACUUUGUCGCUUUCGACGGCGUCUAUCGUCCGGUUGACUACAUUCUGUUUGCUAGUGCUACUCUGAAACUUCUCAUCGUCGUUAACGUGUUCGUCGUCAUUGUCACGACUGUCGUCAAUGCGAUCGUACCGGUACACUUUGCGACGGUUGUGAUUGAACGGAGGAUUAGAACUGGCGGUGGUAGCAGUUUUGCGAUGACGAUGAUGAUGAUGCAAUUGUUUCGUUAUCCGCUUACCUCGUAAAUCCUGACACUUGGCCGCCGUCAGAACCGUUCCCGGUUGGGACAGCAGCACCGUUUCCAGGCAGCGAACGUUCUCCCGGCAUGUUUUGAUGAUUUCGUCCUACGGGUGGCGAUCGGGAAUGGAAUAGAAACGAAAGAAAUUAAAGUUAAUAAAGGGAUCAUUUUGAAAAGCGAAACAA
Messenger RNA from Topomyia yanbarensis, 794 nucleotides. RefSeq lists its product as uncharacterized. The transcript is spliced from 2 exons. The coding region runs from base 125 to 616 and encodes 163 amino acids. The record is from RefSeq and is a predicted model, not a curated record. NCBI's taxonomy places the organism in Eukaryota, Metazoa, Arthropoda, Insecta, Diptera, Culicidae.